AUGCACGACAGCCUUCCACCUUUAUCCCAAGAUGCCUUAAACCUACUAUUCCACUCAGUCCCCAUCCUCAUAGACCCCGGCUACUCGACAGGCUCCUCCGCGUACAUAUUCAAGUUCUUCAGAUGCCACGACUCCAAGUGCGGUUUCGCUCAGAGGCACCGCGUCAGAUUGAAAUUCCCGCUCCCGAGGACCACGACAAGAUGCACCCACCUCCGCUGUAUACUACGUGCACUACGCUGCCAGAGCUCAUUCGCUUCACCAGAACGAAGCAAGGCUUCGUGGGGAUGGAUCGCCACCGGCAACUGCAUACCUCUCGAGAAUCUGGAAAUCCUACCAGGCCAGGAACCCCUCAUCGACUUUGAAAGGCUCUCCGCUCUCCGCGACGUGGCACUGCUGUUCUUCUGGCUAGGAGCGAGCACAGUCUCCGUGUUCUGCUUCCGAAUCAUCUUGCCUCUCUACAAUGUCUAUGUGCUUCCGUGGAAGGAUCGGCUUGACGGCUUGCAUGCCUACACACAGCAGCAGAAGAGAUCGCAUGGCUGGUUGGGCUUUACGAAGGUCCAUUUGCGGUGUGCGACUUUGGUCUUCUCGGCGCUACUUGCGGUCGCUUCGUUUUUCCUACACACCUAUUGCGACGAUGAGGCGCUGCGGGAAGAGGUGGAUACCUACGUUGGAGUGAUGUGCGUGACCGUGGGCAUUGUUGGCUAUUUGGUGUGGAAGCCGAAUAGAUGA
Messenger RNA from Zasmidium cellare ATCC 36951, 729 nucleotides. RefSeq lists its product as uncharacterized. The transcript has a single exon. The record is from RefSeq and is a predicted model, not a curated record. Bases 1 to 729 code for a protein of 242 amino acids. NCBI's taxonomy places the organism in Eukaryota, Fungi, Ascomycota, Dothideomycetes, Mycosphaerellales, Mycosphaerellaceae.